GCGCGUUGGGGCGGCGGCGUGAUUUGAGGCGCCAUGGAAGGUGUGGCUGCGGGUGGCAGCCCGGGCACUGCUGCAGGGGCCGGAGAAACGACCGUGGCGGCCGGCGACGUAGGCACGACGGAGGGCAGGCAAGGCAGGGAUGGGGACGGCAGGCAAGGCGCGGCUGUGGAGGGCUCGUCGCCCGAUGACGACCCAGGCACGAUGAAGGGCGGCCAAGGCGCUACUGCGAGCUCCGACGAUGGCGCUGCUGCGGGCUCAGGCGAUGGCGCUGCUGCUCGCUCAAGGGACGGAGGGUCGGCAUCAGGUUGGGCAUCACCAGCGUGUCUACAAGGGAUGGAUCCAAAUUCAAGCUAUUUGCUGAAAAUUAGAAUGAUUAGCAACCCAAAGAAAGCUAGAAAGGAGAUCAAAUAUUUUUAUUUUGAGAAGGUUAUUGAUUCUGAUUUGACAAACUAUGAAGAUUUGGUUGAAUCAGUUCUAGUGCAGUACCCGCCACGUUAUUUGGAAGUUGCACAUGUUCAGUACUAUGAUGAUGUUCUGAAAACAUUCCCAGAAAUAAAAUCAGACCAAGAGUUGAUGUCUAUGUUUGAGAAACACAGUAAGACGAAGAUGGUGCAGAUGUUCUUUGCAUAUUGUGAUCCCUCUGAACCUUAUGCUCCCAUCACCGAGUGUGAACAAGAUGAAGAGAAUAUGUAUUUGGAGAAAGAACCUACAUGUCUAAAUGUGGUUCUUUUUCCUAAUAAAGAGAAGGACAAAGACUAUGCUGAUGCUGAUGGGAGUAAGGAUGAGAGCGAAGAUGAGAGCGAGGAUGAGAGUAAGGAUGACAGCAAGGAUGAGUCUGAGUUAGAGGAGGAGGAAGAGUUGCAUGAGGUAAAUCAUGCCCCAGAUAUAGAGUACAAUAAGGAAGACCCCUGUAUGACCGAAGGUUCCACAUAUCCCAAUAUGGAUGAGUUCAAGUUGGCCCUUUCUCAGCAUGCAAUCAAACAUCAAUUUGAGUUUAACACGGAGAAGAGUACACCAUGUAGGUUUAGGGGAUAUUGUAAAAGAAGAGAUGAAGAUAAUUGUCCAUGGAGGAUACAUGCUUCUACAACAGAUAAUAUGUGUACUGUGGUGGUGAAAAAAAACCCGUGUGAUCAUGAUUGUUCUAGUGCAAGAAGGAAAAAGAAGGUGAAGAAUGCAACUAAGUAUUGGGUAUGUGAGAAGGUGAAGGACUGGCUCAUUGAAGAUGCAACUCUAGGAGCAACGGAAUUGCAAAAAAAGCUUAAAGAACACUACAAGGUCAAAAUCCACUACAAGAGAGUAUAUAUGGGUAAGCUACUAGCCUUGAGGGAACUAUAUGGUGAUUGGGACAGCAGCUUUGACAAUUUGUAUAGGUUUAAAGCAAAAGUUGAAAGUUGUUGCCCUGGUAGCAUAGUGCACAUCGAUCAUCACACAAUAUCUGGUAAAAUCAGGUUUAGAAGAAUUUUUGUUGCUUUCAAACCUUGCAUAGAUGGGUUCCUUGGUGGUUGCAGACCGUAUUUGGCAAUAGAUAGCACAUUCUUGACAGGCAGGUUCAAGGGGCAGUUGGCUAGUGCUACCGCCGUUGAUGGCCAUAAUUGGAUGUAUCCGGUUAGUUUUGGAGUUUUUGACUCUGAAACUAAUGAGAAUUGGACUUGGUUCAUGCAACUGCUAAGACAAGCCAUAGGAUCACCAACAGGUUUAGCCAUAUGCACCGAUGUUGGCCGGCGAGUUAUGACAGGGGUAAAAGAAGUGUUCCCAGAGGCAGAACAUAGAGAGUGUAUGUUUCACUUGGUGACCAACUUCAAGAAGAAGUUCCAUGGGAAGGUGUUUGAUGACCACCUUUGGGCUGCUGCUUACUCUUGGAACCCAUAUUUAUUUGGCAAACAUUGGGCUGCUAUGGAGACAGCAAAGCCAGCUGCAACAGCAUAUGUAAGGAAGUGGCACAAUAGGUUGUGGUCUAGGAGCCAGUUCUCAACUAUAUGCAAGGUGGACUAUGUAACCAACAACUUGGCCGAGAGCUUCAACAAGCUGGAUUAA
Messenger RNA from Lolium rigidum, 2034 nucleotides. RefSeq lists its product as uncharacterized. The record is from RefSeq and is a predicted model, not a curated record. Bases 34 to 2034 code for a protein of 666 amino acids. NCBI's taxonomy places the organism in Eukaryota, Viridiplantae, Streptophyta, Magnoliopsida, Poales, Poaceae. The transcript has 4 exons.